This is a messenger RNA of Meyerozyma guilliermondii ATCC 6260, 738 nucleotides long. RefSeq names its product translation initiation factor 6. Gene Ontology annotation, molecular function: ribosomal large subunit binding. The record is from RefSeq and is a predicted model, not a curated record. The transcript has a single exon. Lineage: Eukaryota; Fungi; Ascomycota; Pichiomycetes; Serinales; Debaryomycetaceae. Gene Ontology annotation, biological process: maturation of LSU-rRNA; maturation of 5.8S rRNA; ribosomal subunit export from nucleus. Bases 1 to 738 code for a protein of 245 amino acids. Gene Ontology annotation, cellular component: cytosol; nucleolus; preribosome, large subunit precursor.
AUGGCCACUAGAACUCAGUUUGAAAACUCGAACGAGGUAGGUGUGUUUGCAAAACUCACCAACUCGUAUGCUCUUGUAGCCGUCGGAGGCUCAGAAAACUUCUACUCUGCUUUUGAAGCCGAACUUGGAGAUGUCAUCCCUAUCGUUCACACCACCAUUGCUGGUACUCGUAUAGUUGGACGUAUGACCGCUGGAAACCGAAGAGGAUUGUUGGUGCCCACCCAGACCACAGACCAAGAGUUGAUGCACUUGCGUAACUCGCUCCCAGAUAGCGUAAAGAUUCAAAGAGUUGAGGAAAGAUUAUCAGCAUUAGGAAAUGUGAUUUGUUGUAACGAUUAUGUUGCAUUGGUGCACCCAGAUAUCGAAAGAGAGACCGAGGAGCUCAUUGCCGAUGUGCUUGGUGUCGAAGUGUUUCGUCAAACCAUUGCUGGAAAUGUGUUGGUUGGAUCAUACUGUGCACUUUCCAACCAAGGUGGUAUAGUACAUCCUCAAACCUCGAUUCAAGAUCAAGAGGAAUUGUCAUCUUUGUUACAGGUGCCUUUGGUGGCAGGAACUGUCAACCGAGGAUCCUCGGUGGUAGGAGCUGGAAUGGUGGUGAACGACUGGUUGUCGGUAGCAGGUUUGGAUACGACUGCGCCAGAAUUAUCUGUGAUUGAGUCUAUAUUCAGACUUCAAGAUGCUCAACCUGAUUCUAUUUCGGGCAACUUGAGAGAUACCUUGAUCGAGACAUACUCGUGA